CAGUUAUAUACAACACAGAGAAUGUAAAAUUCCAGUUCUAUUAAUUUCAUUUUUAACUUAACUUCUUUAAUUUUUUUUCUCAAAUAUAAACCGAUUAAAAAUGCAGGAUUUAAAUAAAACAGGAGAAGUAUCUUUUUGAUCUAUAAAAUCAACGGGACGUAUACGCAUCGCACUGUUCAUCCCACUCACAAUGAUCAGACUAUCCGCAGGUGGAAGGAUGCCCGCAACACGAGCGCAAGCGCAUGUCCAGCGACCUUGCAAUCAAUGCCGCGCGUCCACCUCGUCCAGUCUUCAACGGAACCUGUCAUUGCAAACAUGGAAAACUCACAGGACAAACGUGCGGUGUCACCGAACGCGAAUUAUCAACGAGAUAUACGAUACAUCUUCAAGCCCGGUAACUGGAUACUCGGCUCGAUCGGCAUCUGGCCUAUCGCGAUCCGUGGACUCGGACGACAUGUGCCGAAGAUCGCGAUCGUGAUAUGUAAUCUCGCAUUAGCCUUCGCGAUAAUACCCUGCGUUCUGCACAUGCUCUAUGAUCAAAAGGACCUCAACAUAAGAUUGAAACUCUUUGGAUUGUUAGGCUUCUGCACUACCGCGAUGAUGAAAUAUUGCGUUCUCGUGAUACGUCGACCUAAAAUAUUGCAAUGCAUCGAGCACGUGAAGAAUGACUGGUGGCAGACAAAAUUCAACUCCGAUCGCGAAUUGAUGCUGAAGUACGCCACUACUGGUCGUAGACUAGCCAUGAUCAGCGCGACUUCCAUGUACAUCGCCGGCUUCAUUUAUCACUUGGUUCUACCAUUCUGUAUCGAGCACAAGAUCGACAACCAAACCAUUAGACCACUCGUGUAUCCGACUUACAGUAAGUUUUUUAACACGCAGAUGAGCCCGAUAUACGAAAUGGUAUAUUUGGCCCACUGCGUGUGCGGAUACACUAUGUAUUCAGUGACGACCGGAUCGUGCGGAUUGGCAGCGAUAUUUGCUACUCAUGCCUGUGGUCAGAUUGAGGUGAUCAUAUCUCGACUUGAAAAUCUUACGCAUGACGAAAACAUCGAGCAACUUUCGGACGUUAAUCAACGAAUCGCUCUUAUCGUAAAAAGUCACGUUCGAAUAUUAAGAUUUUCCGCCGCCGUGGAAGAAAUUCUACAGGAAGUAUGUUUACUGGAAUUCACCAGUUCCAUAUUUACAAUGUGUUUGCCCGAAUAUUACUGCAUAGUGGACUGGCAAGAUAGCGAUACGGUAGGACUAACAACAUACUUUUUGCUCUUUGUUUCAUUCUGCUUUAAUAUGUAUAUAUUAUGUUACAUUGGAGAACAACUCGUAGAAAAGAGCAGUCAAAUUGGUACGAGAUGCUUCAUGAUCCGUUGGUAUCAACUACCGGCAAAGUCAAUUCGAAGUUUAGUCUUAGUAAUCGCUAUGUCUAGUCAUCCUAUAAAAAUCAGUGCUGGCAGAAUGAUAGAUUUAUCAUUGGCGACAUUCGGAAAUGUGCUCAAAACAAGUCUGGCAUACUUGAGUUUGCUUCGAACGUUAGUAGUGUGAAUAUAACAAGAAUAUUGGCAAAUGCGCAAAGAGCGUAAUAUAAAAAAUGUGACGUCUCUAUCAUAAAAUUCUCAUAGAUAAAAAAAAAUGAAGCACAGCUGUAUCAGCUGAUUACUGGUGAUCUUUACCGAUUGCUGGUUAAAUUUUUGCUGUCAAAGCAGAGAGGCACAAAUCAACAAUGGUGCUUUCCACAAACAACAAAAUGUGACCAGAAUAUACUCAUAAUGAAUAAAUCUCAAAUAUAACUAUAUAAUAAUUCGUGUAAAUAAAUAAUCAUUGUGACCGCUUGUAUGAGAGUGUACGUAAUGUAUUAGUGACUAUAUUCCAGUCUU
Messenger RNA from Monomorium pharaonis (pharaoh ant), 1868 nucleotides. Its product is annotated as odorant receptor 85b. Gene Ontology annotation, molecular function: olfactory receptor activity; odorant binding. Bases 265 to 1536 code for a protein of 423 amino acids. Gene Ontology annotation, cellular component: plasma membrane. The record is from RefSeq and is a predicted model, not a curated record. NCBI's taxonomy places the organism in Eukaryota, Metazoa, Arthropoda, Insecta, Hymenoptera, Formicidae. The transcript has 7 exons. Gene Ontology annotation, biological process: sensory perception of smell; detection of chemical stimulus involved in sensory perception of smell.